UCAAGUAACUCCAGAGAGAGAGAGAGAGAGAGAGAGAGAUGACGAGAGAGAUGGACUGGAAGCCAAGUUAUCUGGAUCUAAUAUUGGUACCAUUAGGGUUUCUCAUAAGCAUUUCUUAUCAUGUCUGGCUGUGGCAUAAGGUUCAGACAGACCCCUUAAGUACCACCAUCGGAAGAAAUGCACACGGCAGACGCUUCUGGGUCGACGCCAUGAUGAAGGACAUUGAGAGAAAGAAUAUCCUGGCAGUCCAAACCCUCCGGAACUUGAUCAUGGGAUCAACCCUAAUGGCGACAACCUCGAUCCUUGUCAGCGCAGGCCUAGGAGCAGUCAUAAGCAGCACAUACAGCGUGAAGAAGCCCCUAAACGACGCCGUUUAUGGGGCUCAUGGGGAAUUCAUGGUGGCCUUAAAAUACGUGUCACUCCUUACACUUCUCCUCUUCUCUUUCUUUUGCCACACUCUUUCCAUUAGGUUUUUGAACCAGGUUUGUCUCCUCAUCUCCAUCCCACAGGACCCCCCCGUGGGGAUAGUCACAGCAGAAUAUUUGACAGAUCUUUUAGAGAAGGGCUGCCUUUUGAACACUGUGGGCAACCGGCUCUUCUACUUAGCCAUCCCCCUUCUGCUUUGGAUAUUUGGGCCGGUGCUGGUUUUCCUCUGCUUUGCUGCAAUGGUGCCGGUGCUUUACAACCUCGACUUUAUGUGUCAGAAAAUUGGCAAGGGAAGGGGGGAGGAGAAUGGAAAUAGGGAUUUUGUUUGAGGGUAUAAAGACAAAUUGUAAUAAAAAUUAAUUAAGUUGUAAACUAUUAAUAUUACAUCAAAUAUAGAUUAUGUGUGUAUGCC
Molecule: messenger RNA, 838 nt
Organism: Corylus avellana
Lineage: Eukaryota; Viridiplantae; Streptophyta; Magnoliopsida; Fagales; Betulaceae
Source: RefSeq, a predicted model, not a curated record